AUGGCCAUGCCGCACCACAGCGCAGGCGCCUCGCGCACCUCGCACCCUUAUCAUGCUCCCCACCUCGUCGCUGCUACUAAAUCCUCGCAAAGACCCGCUCAGACCUCUUCAGUCACGCAUUCCCGCGAGUCUUCAUUCAAGCACAAUCAAGACCCUGCGUGUGUCACUGCAGGGGCCGCAGCUUUCCCUUCAGCCGCCUCAUCGCUCCUCGCGCCUCCUCCUCCCUCUGCCCUGCCCCCCAUCCCACGAUUUGGCCCUCAGGCCUCUACUGAUGGAAACGACACCACUAGCUCUGCGCAAAGAUCCUCAGGCCCUCUGUCCAAGAGCAUUCGAAGGGCAUUGCGACAAAUCAGUGCCGGUCUCACCAAAGACGAACACGCCCAACUCGUCCAGAAGAUUCUCGUCGAUCUUCGUCCGGCUCAACCUUCCUCCUCCAUCAUUCGUCCCUUUUCGCGUCCUGCUUCCACCAGUGCUGUCACCAAUAAGAUGUCUUCUCGCCAAUCUCACAGCGUCGACAGCACUCCGCUGAUCACUUCCAAGCGCCUCAGCGUUCGCUCCCACAGCGACGAUUCCAGCGCAAGUGGCUACGGCAGCCACUCCGGCGAGGAAAAGCUCACCCGCACUCCUCCCCUCAGCCGCAGCCAAACCGCCACGCCCACCACGCCCGCUAGCGUUCUCACCCACGACAAGCAACUCAAGCUCCAAGUCGCCGACGCCGACAAAUCCGUCUUAACACCCACUGCCGCCCUCGAAAGCCUUCGUGUUCUCGAGAACAGCUUUGUGCCAUCCACCCUCAGCUUGCCCUUGGAUGGAGCUGCCGACGCCCAAGACGACGACAAGCUCUCGCUCAACACUGCUCUUGCAUCGCCCACAAAGUCUACGGCUGGCGACAAGGACGCGGCUCCUUCUUCGCCCGUGUCCGCAGGUCCUGUUUCUCCUACUCGAGCCAAGCGAAGCAGCUCCUACCGCAAAUCGGUCCCCACUCUCGACGACCUGGCCACUCGCUCCAAGAGACCCGACAUGAACGGCCGCGAACGUCACCGUAGCGCUUCGUCUGUCUCUGCGGCCUCCCAGCCUCCUCUGUCGCCCUCGAGCACCUACACCCAAACGCCCAGCUGGAUUUCCUCACUCACCACCUCCGAGGCCAUUCGCGUUCUCGCUUUCCAGCAGGACUCGAUCGAGGCUGGCUCCGACGCUGAAGCCGACGCGAAUGUCGAUCCCAGUGCUACAAGCGACGAGCUCAGCGCACUCCGAUACGCACUCAAGUACGCUCUUGCACGCUCGGACAAGCUGGCCGAGGCUCUCAGCCGCGCGAACCAGGACAGAAUCAAAGCCGAGUCCGAACUCGAAAUCCUUCGCAACAAUGUCUUGGCCAUGCUCAGCAGCAAGAGCAUCCUCAGGUCUCCUGAUAAGCUCAAGACACGCGAGUUGCACGCCGACAACGCAAAGCGCCCCGCCGUUCGCACGCAGACGAGCGAGGAGGAGGACACGGACCAGUUCGAGGAUGCUCACUCUCGGCACGGGCACGGCGCGGUCGAGCGAACAAACGUCUCUUCGCCCAAGAAGAAGCAGGUCAGCAUCGACCUUGAGCCUCGGGUCGUCAGCGCUGUCCCUGCUGCCACGAGCCUCUCUCGACCUCCGCGGGCUGAACGCGCAGCAGCUGCUUCCAAGGCUGUCACUCCCGUCCUUGCUCCCGCUGCAGCCGAACCUGCCAAGCCCGCGACCGGCGUCAGCAUCGCCAGUCUCCGUAAGAAGCAAGCCGAGUCCAGCGCGAACGCCUCGUCCAGCACAGCCCAGCGCUACGCUCCAUCCCGCAAGGCCCUCGACCUCGAAUCCGAACCCACCGACACCUUGCCGACGGACGAAGACGAGAUCGACGACGAAGAAUUCGACAUGUUCCCCUUCCACCAGAUGCGCCGACGCGCCGCGCCCGAAGUGUCGAUGGCCGACUUCCUCAACGCCUCGCGCAUGUCCAAGAGCGAGAUUGAGCAGCACGAUGCGCGACGCGAGCUCGAGCGCGAGGACGAAGCGGGCUUUUCGCACUCGCGCUCUCCUCUCGUCGGAGGGUUGUCCGCUCGUCGUGGGAUCCUCAAGAACCUUGGCAAGCUGGUCGAGACGGAACGCACCAAGCGCAACGCACGCCGCACUAGUGCUAGUAUCAUCUCCAAGCCGAGCCUGCUCUCGAUCAAUUCGGUCGCUGUUUCGCGCGACAACGGCAAGCUCUCCCGCUCGGCCUCGGGCGCGAAAUCCAACCGACCCGGCCACCUCAUGUCGUUCAGCGAGGAGAGCAUCAUCCCGUCCUACCCCAAAGGGAGUCUCGGCGCUAGCACCACGGCCGCCGCCGCAGAAGCCCGCUUGAGAGCCCUCUCCACCCAUUCGUCGCUCAGAGAGAGCCUCGAGAAGCAGAGCCUGUGGGAGGCCGGCAUUCGCGCCUGA
Molecule: messenger RNA, 2436 nt
Organism: Kalmanozyma brasiliensis GHG001
Lineage: Eukaryota; Fungi; Basidiomycota; Ustilaginomycetes; Ustilaginales
Exons: 1
Coding region: 1-2436 (811 amino acids)
Source: RefSeq, a predicted model, not a curated record